ACCUGUCGGACGUUGUUGAAGAAGUGCUAGUGCAGUAACGGUUGUGAGAAUUCGCUGCUGUUGACGGCUAUUGUGGCGGUUAGUGCGCGUUCGUGUGUGUGUGUAGUGUGAGACUGGCAUUGUGUAGUAGUAGUGAGUGAUGUUGGUUUUGUGCAAUGGCAGUGAGCAAGCGUACAGUAUGAAAUGGAUGUAUAGUGAUUUGGGCCAGUGCGAAUGAAAUGGCCACAAACGGAAAGGUGUAAAUUUAAUAAAUGAAAAAGCAAAUACUACGAAAAUUUUCAGUAUCUGCGAGUAAAGUAAAUGAAUAGUUAGCUAAAUUAUAAAAAAAUCAUUUCAUUGGAAUGUGAGGAGUGUUAUUAAAAGAAUAAUUAGAGAAAAAAAGUAAUUGUUAUUCGGAAAACGAAGAAGAGUGUGUAAAUAUUAAUACACGGAGUAUCUAAUGAACUGCUAAUACAAAAAAAAAAAUUCUCAUAGACGUCCGGCAGUCAUUCAUUUAACGAAUUCGCUGCCACUUUUUGCUGUUGUACGAGGCGAAAUAUGUUUUAAAACCAAGUUAAAAGGCAGCAGCAAUAACAACAAGAGCUUAUUGGAAAACCACUACAAUAAAAACAAACCAGUUUACAGUGCCUUCUCAAUGCACGAGCUGAUUUAAUUGUACGUACACAAAGUAUGUAAGAGAGUAAAUAUUGAAUUUUCAACUAUUUUGUACGUCGCGCAUAAAUAAUUUUUAUGUGAAUUUAAAUUUAUCACCACUGUGGUAUUUAAUAAGUGUUGUUAAAAUUUGUUUGUUACUUCUGGUUUCUGACACAUUCAUUUUUCUUUUAUAAGACUGUUAUUUGUGUGAUGCCUUUGUGCGCUCAUUUGCUCAUUUCAAUCGACGUAUUGGAAAAAAAGUUGAAACAAAAGAAUACAAAAUAAUAUACAGAGGAAUAAAAGCAGCUCAACAAUAUCAACUGCUAUCACCGUAGUUAACGAGAAAUAGUAAAAUAAAAUUUUGAAAAAGGCAGCAACAAAGAGUGCAUAAUGCGUUUAAAACGAAAAAUCACAAUCAACGCAAUCGGAAUGCACACUUCAAGCAACAACAACAGCAACAGUGCUGCGCCGCUGUUAGGGGCGUCAGCAAUGCCGCUAUCAACUACAACAACAUUGCUUACAAGAAAAGUGCAAACGGAAAGUGUCCAGCAACAAUGUGGAAAAAGUGUUACGCAUCAACGAAGCAGUAGAGCCAGUAGAGCGCAGCAGCAGCGGCACCAGCAUAUGACUUGUGCAGUGGCAGCAGCUGCAGCGCAAACGCAACUCGCGGCACCCUCCUUCCGCCUCACAGCAUCCUUCACACCGCGUUGCCUGAUGCUGGUACUGCUACUCUGUCUCUCACACGCUUUAGAUUUAAUUCAAACAGUGCACGCCAGCCCAUCUGGUGUUACCAGUACGGAGGCAUAUUUUAAUGGUUCUGCCUACCUGCGAUUGCUCACGCCGAUGCCAAUUUGGGAUCAUUCAGCCAUAAGUUUUCGUUCCUGUCGCGGCGGCGAAAUUUUAGCUCAACAAUACAAUAAGAACUCAUUCGUCAUCACUGUGCUGAAUGAUUUUCUGCAAGUCUCGUUGGCUGGUCCGGCGGUGAUUGGCCCCAACAACCGUUUGGAUGUGAAGCUUCCAUACCAUUUACUUGAUAAUCAUUGGCACACGUUACAAUUCAAGUACGAGUAUGGCAAUCUUUAUUUGUACAUCGAUCGCACGUCUAUGGUUUUUGCCAAUUCAACUUAUAACAGCCAAUUUCUGACCAAUCAAGAUAUUGGCAAUGAAGCGGCUAUUUUAAUAUUGGGCAACUCAUUCAGCGGCUGUUUACAAGACGGCCCUGGAUUACUGUUCAUCAAUGGCUCUGUGCAAAAUGUCGUUUAUGGGCCGUGCCCGCUAGCAACCGGUCCCUGCGGUGAUCACGACACACUUGUGGCUGGCCAAGAUAACUAUUGCUCAAAUGAUCCCUGCAUGAGUCAUGGUCAAUGUAUUUCGCUAAAUGAUGGUUACGAGUGCCACUGUACCGCCCGUUAUUCGGGUAAGAACUGUCAGAUCGACAGUGGAUCGCCGUGUGCGCGUAGUCCCUGCUCGAAUGGCGGUAACUGCGUGGAGGAUGGACGCGGCGACUAUCAAUGUCAAUGCACGCCGAAUUACACUGGUAAAAACUGUGAAAAGGAAAUCAAUGUGCACCCUGUAUGUCUAACGAAUCCUUGCCUAAACAAUGGUGCUUGCAUUGUAGCGCCUGGUACUUCAAAAAUCGAAUGCGAGUGUGCUAAAGGUUAUACGGGUGCGCGCUGUGAGACCGAUGUAGACGAUUGCGCUUCACAACCUUGCCUGAAUAACGGCCGUUGUCUGGAUUUAGUGGAUGGCUUCACUUGUGAUUGCCGUGACACUGGUUUCACGGGUCAAAUCUGUCAGACGAACAUCGACGAGUGCGAAGGCAAUCCGUGCAAACAUGGCGGACGCUGUUACGACCGCUAUGGCUGGUUUAUAUGCCAAUGUCCGGAUGGCUGGGCUGGUGAGACCUGUGAGGAUGCAACUAGCUGCAAGACACAACAGUGUCUCAACGGUGGCACCUGUGUGAACAAAACUAUCGGUUUCUAUUGUCAAUGUGCGCCAGGCUAUAGCGGUGAGCUCUGUCAGCAAAACCCGCCGUGUCCGCAGUGUCCCAUCGAUUCGGAGUGCAUAGCUGGGAAGUGCGUGUGUAAGCCAGGCACAACGGGCCCCAUUGGCCAUUGUCUACCAAUACCAACAACACCACCACCUAUAUUGGUGACAAGUAAUACAACUACAGCAACCACAGCAACAACAACAACAACUGCUACUGCAGCACAAUUGACAGCAAUUGCGGCUACCACAGCUACAACAACAAAAACGGCAACAGCAACAACAAUUAGUCCGCUAUUGUCCAAUGUGCAGCAAUCACGCCCGGCUCAAUUGAAUGCAUGCCCCCCCGAAAAUUGCUUGAACGGUGGUACUUGUAGUGGAAAUGCUUCAAAUUUUACUUGUUUAUGUGCUAGUGGAUACACAGGUUACAAUUGCGAACUGGCCACCACUGAUGGCCCGACAAGCGUGCCAUUGACCGCUGGUGGUGCCGGCGUUGGGGGUGCCAACACUAUCGGCACAAUUGUCAACUGUCUUAAUGGCGGCAAAUGUCUGAAUGGCGGCACCUGUUCAAUGAAUGGCACACAUUGCUACUGCCCCAGUGGAUUUUCAGGUGAUCGUUGUGAGAAGGCCGAACCCUGUACUGCGGUGAAUUGCCAAGAGCCAAUGGUGUGCCAGCUGAACAAGUGUGUUUGUCCGGAGAAUAAAAUCUGCACGCCGUGCUCGGCCCAACCUUGCCGCAAUGGUGGACUUUGUACCGAUCUGCCCAAUGGCGAGUACACAUGCAGCUGUCCGUCCGGCUGGACGGGUCGCACCUGCACCAAAGAUGUCGAUGAGUGUGUUUUGGAUCCGAAUAUUUGCGGUAAUGGUAUUUGUAAGAAUGAAGAGGGCUCAUACAAGUGCUAUUGCACACCAGGUUUUACGGGUAAACACUGUGACUCCGAUGUGGAUGAGUGUUUGAGUCAUCCCUGUCAGAAUGGUGCGACUUGCAACAAUAAGUUGUUCUUUUUUAAAUAUGGAAAACAUCGGAUUUUGAGACAAAUCAACGCAUACGAAUGCGUGUGCCAACCGGGUUACACGGGCAUCAAUUGCGAAGUCGACAUCAACGAAUGCGAUAGUAAUCCCUGCACGAAAGGCUCCACAUGCAUCGACAUGAUCAACAAUUUCACCUGUUCCUGUAUACCCGGCAUGACGGGUCGUUUCUGCGAGAACGAUAUCGAUGAUUGUAUUUCGGCGCCUUGCCAACACGGCGGACAUUGCAUAGACGAACUGGGUGGCUUCCGUUGUGAUUGUGCCAACACUGGCUAUGAGGGACAACUCUGCGAACUGAAUAUCGAUGAAUGUGAAUCGUAUCCAUGUUUAAAUGGCGCUGCUUGCAUAGACGAUAUAAACGAUUACCGAUGCAAAUGUUAUGCAGGCUAUAUGGGCAAGAAUUGUGAAACUGAUAUUAAUGAAUGCGAAAGUAAUCCAUGUUUGUAUAACGGCAAUUGCUUGGAACGUUCCAAUAUAACAUUAUAUACGCUGAGUCAAACAAUGGAGCUGCCGGAGUUCUUCAGUCGACCGUUCUCCUAUCAGAAUGCCAGUGGAUAUGAAUGCGUUUGUGUGCCGGGUAUUAUGGGCAAGAAUUGUGAGAUCAAUAUUAAUGAAUGUGAAACGAAUCCAUGUGGAAAGCAUGGCACCUGUAAUGAUGGCAUCGGCACAUAUACCUGCGAAUGCGACCCAGGCUUCGAGGGACGACAUUGCGAUGUAAAUAUCGACGAGUGCGACAGGUAUCAACCCUGUGGCACACAUGGCACCUGUUUCGACGAGAUCAACGACUACACUUGCGACUGCGAUGCCAAUUAUGGCGGUAAGAACUGUUCCGUACCUUUGAUAGGUUGCUUGAGUGCACCUUGCCAGAAUGGAGGCUACUGCAAACCGUAUUUGGUGAAUGAAACCGAACAUCUCUUCAACUGCACCUGUCAACAUGGUUUCCAGGGGAACAUUUGUGAAAAGACCACAACUAUUUCUAUGGUUGUGAGCAGUCUGAUAACGGUGAAGACCCAACGUGAAGAAGGUUAUGAUAUCAAUUUACAGUUCAAAACCACACUACCCAAUGGUGUACUCGCUUUUGGCACUUCGAUUGGUCACAACGAACCCGUUAGCUAUAUAUUAGAAUUGAUUAAUGGUCGCCUGAAUUUACACUCUUCACUGCUCAACAAAUGGGAGGGCGUGUUCAUUGGUUCCAAAUUAAAUGAUAGUAAUUGGCAUAAAGUAUUUGUGGCUAUCAAUACUUCGCAUUUGGUACUCUCUGCCAACGAUGAGCAAGCCAUCUUUCCCGUGGGCUCAUAUGAGACAGCAAAUGGUAGUCAACCUUCAUUUCCGCUCACCUAUUUGGGUGGUACAAUACCCAAUUUGAAAUCUUAUUUACGUCAUCUGCCUCAUCGACCGUCGAGUUUCGUGGGCUGCAUGCAAGAUAUUGUCGUCAAUGGCAAGUGGAUUUUCCCCGACGAACAAGGCACCGAAAAGGAUACAAAGUUAACGAACAUACAGGCCGGUUGUCCACGCAGCGAGCAAUGUGUGCCAAAUCCCUGUCAUUCGAAUGGCGCUUGCACGGAUCUGUGGCAUACAUUCUCGUGUACCUGCCAGCGUCCGCAUUUCGGGCACACCUGUAAAUACAAUAUAACCGCCGCCACAUUUGGUCAUGAGAAUACCACACAUUCUGCUGUUGUUGUGGAAACAAACGAUGCUGCUCGUCGCGCCAUUCGUUCCAUAUUAGAUAUCUCCAUGUUUAUACGCACACGCGAGCCAACUGGGCAAGUGUUCUAUUUGGGCAGUGAUCCGAAGAAGCCCAGUGUUAAGACUGACAUCGGCGAAUCCUAUGUAGCUGCCGAGCUGCAUGGCGGCGAACUGUUGGUCAAAAUGCAAUUUAAUGGCACGCCAGAAGCCUACACAGUUGGCGGCAAUAAACUCGACAAUGGCUACAAUCAUCUCAUCGAAGUGGUGCGUAAUCAGACACUCGUCCAGGUCAAGCUCAAUGGCACUGAAUACUUCCGUAAAACACUCUCCUCCACGGGUUUGCUCGAUGCACAGGUGCUCUAUCUCGGUGGGCCGCCAGUUGGUGAGCAAACUCAAGCGCCAACAACAACUGGCACAGAUACGGUGCUGGUAACGCCUGAGGAGAAUACGCCAACCAAUGAAAUUGAUGAAAAGGACUAUUUUAAAGGUAUCAUACAGGAUGUGAAAGUAAGCAAUGGCUCGCAUACUAUGAUCGUAGAGCUAUAUCCAUUGAAUGAAGAUGACUUACUGCUACCGCCACCCUUCGGUGUAGUCACUAUCGAUCGCACUUCGGUGCUGAAAGGUGAGGUUACUGACGAUUUGUGUCGCAAGAAUCCCUGUAAACACAAUGCCGAUUGUCGCAAUACAUGGAAUGAUUAUGUGUGCACUUGUCCGAAUGGUUAUAAGGGAAAGAAUUGCCAAGAGAUCGAGUUUUGUCAGUUAGUCACUUGUCCAGGCAACAGUAAAUGUCAAAACCUUGACGAUGGCUAUGAAUGUUUGACGAACAUCACUUUCAAAGGCAACGAGAAGAACCCACUGGCAUUCACUUACUUCGUAGAACAACCGCCGGAGGAGCCGAAAAUGUUGGUGAAACCGGUAAUUGAGAUUGCAUACCGAACACGCGCGGGUGGCACAUUAUUCUACAUAGAGAAUGGUGAGAGCUUCUUUGAAAUUGGUGUGAAUCAAGGACAAGUUACGGUCACUUGGCGACUGAGUCAAGAGCCAUUCGGCGACACCAAGCGCUUCACCAAGGAUACAUCUGAUCCCAGCUAUAUGGAGAUGAUGAAUGAGCCAGGCUGGAACCGCAUAUAUUUACGCGCACAAAGCGGUAAACUUGAGGGCGGCUGGAAGGGUUGGGAGAGUAUGGUAGAUCCUUCGCCGGCCUUCUCUGCUGACAUUGAUCAACUUGCCUUCCAAGAGCUACUCUCAAGCGAUACACCAGUCUACCUCGGCGGCAUGCCCACUGAUAGCCGGCAGGCGCGUGGCAGCAGCUCAGCACAGCAGGGCUCACAAUUCAAGGGUUGUUUGGGUGAGGCGCGCGUUGGCGAUCUAUUGUUGCCAUAUUUCUCCAAUGCCGAAAUGUAUCCGCACACUGAGAACGUAUCCGUGCAGCCACAGUCACAAUUCCGACUCAACUCAACCAAACCGGAUGAGGGUUGUGUGCUCUGCUUCAAUACGGACUGUAAGAAUGGUGGCUAUUGUAGUUCACCAUCGGAGCAGUACGCCUGCAAGUGUCUAGCUGGCUAUGAGGGGGACGAUUGCUCGAUUGAUAUUGAUGAAUGCUUGGUGGCAACUUGUAAAAAUAAUGCCACUUGUAUUGAUAAGGUGGCAGACUUCCAGUGUCGCUGCUUGCCGGGCUAUGAUGGACGCUUCUGUGAGCACAACAUUGACGAGUGUGCCUCGCAGCCAUGUCAUAAUGGUGGCACUUGCACGGAUCUAAUUGCGGCCUUCCACUGUGACUGUACAGAGGACUAUGCGGGCGUACAAUGUGAUUUGUUGAAACAGGUGACCUGUGAGAAUUUACCAUGCCGCAAUGGAUCGACGUGCGAGGAUGGAUUGAAUGUCAACACCAGCAACAAUUUCACCUGCCUUUGUAUGGCCGGUUUCGAAGGCCCCUAUUGUGAUGUGCCCUUCUGUGAGACGACACCAUGUCAAAAUGGCGGUCUUUGCAUUCUAUCGGAUCCAUUCACCCCACUGUGUCAGUGCAGUCUAGGCUACACCGGCCGCUUUUGUGAGAUGGACAUCAAUGAGUGUGAUCCUAAUCCCUGCCUCAACAAUGGCGAAUGUCACGAUCUGAUCGGUAGUUAUCAAUGCAACUGCACCAAUACCGGCUUCGAGGGCAAUAACUGCGACAUCGAUAUCGAUGAGUGCGCAUCGGGUAUUGAGUAUUGUGGCGGUUUGGGACGUUGUAUCAAUUUACUAGGCUCAUUCAAGUGCAUCUGUCAGGACAACUUCUGUGGCGUCUACUGCAACUUAACCGAUCCGUGCAAGAACGGACGAUCACCGUGCAUGAAUGGCGGCACUUGUGAGGAGGCAUGCGGCGAUGAGGUGGACUACUCAUGCAAUUGUACGGCCGGUUAUGAGGGCAAGGACUGUGCACUAGUGAUGGCCGCCAAGGAUGAGGGUCCCUCCACCGCCGACAUUGCCAUCAUUGUGAUACCUGUGGUAGUGGUGCUGUUGCUCAUUGGCGCUGCGCUGCUGGGCACCUUCUUGGUAAUGGCACGCAAUAAGCGUGCGACGCGCGGCACCUACAGUCCCAGCGCGCAAGAAUACUGCAAUCCGCGACUGGAGAUGGAUAAUGUGCUAAAGCCGCCGCCAGAGGAGAGGCUUAUUUAGUCGCAGUAACCGAUCGACUAUGCGAAUGUGAAUAAGUGAAGCAAGAUACAUAUUUUGCUACAUUUUUAACUAGUUAAUGUUGACUUGACACGAACGAGAACAAAAAAUGAAAAAUAAGGGGAAAAACACAGUUUUCUUGUUAUGGACUUAAAUGUCUUUAUCCGCCCAUUAAUUGUAGUUAUAGUCAAUAGUUAAGUGUGUAAGUUAAGCAUUGUGAAAUGGGGCUCAUGAAGAAAGUGUAGAUGGAAAUUCGCGCUAACGAUUUUUUCAACUACGCGCGCGAGUUUUAAAAAUAAAACUCGCGAAAUAAAAAAAUAAAACUCGCGAAUCGAAAAUUAAACUCUUGGGCGUAUUGAGAAUA
Anastrepha obliqua is the source of this 8350-nucleotide messenger RNA. It is a transcript of the gene crb, whose product is annotated as protein crumbs. The record is from RefSeq and is a predicted model, not a curated record. The transcript has 17 exons. Gene Ontology annotation, biological process: heterophilic cell-cell adhesion; establishment or maintenance of epithelial cell apical/basal polarity. NCBI's taxonomy places the organism in Eukaryota, Metazoa, Arthropoda, Insecta, Diptera, Tephritidae. Bases 1024 to 7989 code for a protein of 2321 amino acids. Gene Ontology annotation, cellular component: protein-containing complex; plasma membrane. Gene Ontology annotation, molecular function: calcium ion binding.